AUGGAGAGCAAAUACUUCUACUUCGACCUCGACUAUUACGGGGUGAGCUUCUAUGAGGAAGAAAUACUGACUGAAUCUCAGCAGAGGGCUGCAGCAGCAGCAGCCCGUUGCCGUUUUGGAAGAGGUGUGAGAGUCCUGCAUGAGCUUGGCCAGGAUGACCACCUGAGCUUUAAAUAUGAGCAAAGCUACAGCUAUGAAACGAAGAAGGAAUCGCAAGCCCGUCCCAAUGAACCUGGGAAAGCAGCUGGAGCAGUCCCUCGUCGCUCCAACAGGCAAAUAAAACACCACAAGUUCACCUAUGCCCAACUGUGUGAACUGGAGAAGGCUUUCCAGGAGACCCAGUAUCCUGAUGCGCACCAAAGAAAGGCACUUGCAGACCUCAUUCAUGUGGACGAAUGCAAGGUGAAGGCUUGGUUUAAAAAUAAGAGAGCUAAAAACAGGAAAAAACAUAAGGAGUUACUACUCAGCAAUGCUACAUCUGGUACCUCGAACAACUUUUCUGCUCAGAUGAAUGAAGACCCCAAGAGUAGUACCUCUGUUCCUGAGGAGCCAAUAGGGUUCAUCAUGUGCCAGCAACAUCUUGGCAAAUCCUGCUGGUCAUAA
Molecule: messenger RNA, 603 nt
Organism: Apodemus sylvaticus (European woodmouse)
Lineage: Eukaryota; Metazoa; Chordata; Mammalia; Rodentia; Muridae
Product: rhox homeobox family member 1-like
Exons: 3
Coding region: 1-603 (200 amino acids)
Biological process (GO): regulation of transcription by RNA polymerase II
Molecular function (GO): RNA polymerase II transcription regulatory region sequence-specific DNA binding; DNA-binding transcription factor activity, RNA polymerase II-specific
Source: RefSeq, a predicted model, not a curated record